Messenger RNA from Xylaria bambusicola, 435 nucleotides. RefSeq names its product cytochrome b5-like heme/steroid binding domain-containing protein. Bases 1 to 435 code for a protein of 144 amino acids. Gene Ontology annotation, cellular component: endomembrane system; membrane. Lineage: Eukaryota; Fungi; Ascomycota; Sordariomycetes; Xylariales; Xylariaceae. The record is from RefSeq and is a predicted model, not a curated record. The transcript is spliced from 5 exons.
AUGGCUGGGAAAUUCGAGCCAAAGGCGCCUGUCAACCUCGACCCUCCCAAAGAUGACCCGAUCACUCUGGAGGAGCUAGCUCAGGCAGAUGGAACUGAAGGGCGUAAAGCCUAUGUAGCCAUCAAAGCAAGUCAUCGUUUCUCUCAAGCCCCUCUUCAUAGAAUUGAAAUUGGCAAAAUAUACGAUGUUACUGGUAACAAGAUGUACGCGCCUGGCGCUGGUUACAAUGUAUUCGUCGGCAAGGAUGCUUCACGGGCACUAGCAAUGACAUCGACGAAGCCUGAGGAUGUGAAGCCGGAAUGGCGAGACUUACCCGACAACCAGCAGAAGGUUCUGAAUGACUGGGCGGUAGAAGUGUAUACCCAAAGAAUAGAGUUCAAUUCUAUCCCACUCAUUAACGCUUGCAUGCCCUCAGGUCUGAUCCAGAUUGCGUGA